AUGAAUAUCUAUCGGAUUUUUGUCAUUACUACAAUAUUCAUUGCUGCAUAUCUUACGGAAGACGUAGCCGUUACUAAUAGAGAAAAAGUACAUGCUUUUGAAUAUGCUGUAUUUCGAUUGGCGCCUGGGAACAUACAUGAAUGUAAGAAAUUUCGUCACGAUGUUAAACCAUUUGAUGAUGAGGAAGAUACAGUGGAAGAUUAUUUGACUAUUGAUUGUGAAAGAUAUAAAAAUGCUGCAGAAUGUUACAACUUAUUUUAUCCAAACUUGGAUGAUAACAAUCCAACUGACAAGGCAGCCAAGGACGAAUUCGAUAACAUUGGUAUUGAUUACAUUGAAAACGCAUGUGCUAAUUAUAAAUAA
This is a messenger RNA of Rotaria sp. Silwood2, 363 nucleotides long. Lineage: Eukaryota; Metazoa; Rotifera; Eurotatoria; Philodinida; Philodinidae. The record is from the annotation of a GenBank genome assembly.